Kuraishia capsulata CBS 1993 is the source of this 960-nucleotide messenger RNA. RefSeq lists its product as uncharacterized. Lineage: Eukaryota; Fungi; Ascomycota; Pichiomycetes; Pichiales; Pichiaceae. The transcript has a single exon. Bases 1 to 960 code for a protein of 319 amino acids. The record is from RefSeq and is a predicted model, not a curated record.
AUGAGAUUGCUGAUAUCGGUGGCUUUAACUUUGUCUAUGCUGCUUCAGGCAGUUAGCGGUGCCCCCGCCGUUAACGACGCUAAACAGAGACCGCUUAUUCCAGACUCUACUGCACUGGAAACGCUAACUUCGACCCAUUUGAAGGAGGGCAGUGAUAGCGAAGAUCUGGUGGUUUACAAGGAUGAUCACGGGUUCAUAUACGCGAAAUUCGAUCUCGUGCAUCUGAUGAAGAUUUACGGUGGGGAAGCGGAUGAUGUUGAGAUCGGCGAAAUGGUGUUGAUGUCCACACAAUACUUCAACUUGACUCAAGGAGCAAUUGAUCUGGAGAGAGAUAGUGAAAAACGCCGUGUUAAGGCAUCGGAUGUGGAGUCUGGGUUCAAGAGACAGAGAGCCAAGUUUGUGUCCAUUGAGGUUUCACCCGAACAAUCGUUCGUGAGAAGUGCGUAUUCGUCUCGGAUGAGCAACGAGCAGCCGCGUGGAGCUGCAAGUGCUAGAAGUGCAGAAAAACCAACUUCUUUGGACGACGGGCACGAUCACGGGUUUAGACAUGACCCUCAAGACUCCUACGCUACGCUUGUGCAUGCGCGUUAUGGAAAGUGUCGUGGGGUCCACAAACUUGUUCUGAAGGGAGAGAUAAUUAAUCUUGAGAGCAAGGAAGUUGUUACCCAAUUCAAGGCCACAGGGAACAUUCCUGUGGAUCCUCUGGAUUACCGCGCCCACAGAACCACUCUGGAGUCUUUCAAGAGCUUUGGUCGCGAUUGCUUUGAAAAAUUGCAUCGUCUGGGCUCGUUGUUUGAUGAAGACACCAUUCUUGGAUUUGCAGUACUGAGUUUUGUGAUUUGUGCUGUUUAUGCGAUCAAGGACGUGAUCAAAGCUAAACUACAUGACUCUGAGGAGGAUGAGAUGAACGAGCAGGAGAAGAAGCAGAAACUGGUGAGGGAGUUGUUCGCGAAGAAUUGA